UGGGAAAUUAUGAUCUGAUCUGGUCUGUGGUCUCGGUCUCCUGUGUGUUGUAUAAAAUAAAUUUGGAAAUUCCAAUCUAUCACACACCUGAAAGCUUGAAAGCCUGAAACGAAAGGAAAAAGUGAAAGUAUGGCGGCAAGGUUCCAAAUGGCGUGCGAUUCUCAACCUCCUUCCCUGUCUCCUUCCUUUGUUCUCCCGGAGGACAUAAGGCCACGUCUCCAACAAGUGUCACACGGCAUCUCUGUUCCGGUCAUCGACUUGGCCGCCGAUGAUCAAUCCCUUGUGGUUGGAAAAGUAUCGGAAGCCUGCCAGCAGUACGGCUUCUUCCAGGUCAUCAAUCACGGAAUCCCGCAAGCCUUGUGCGACAGAGUACUGGACACAGUCGCCCAAUUCUUCCACCUCCCUCCCCAACACAGGAACCAAUACGUCACCACCGACCACAAGAAGAAGGUUAAAAUCUUCAAUUACUACGCCAACGUGGAGGGGCGGAGGGUCAACAUGUGGAGCGAAACCUUCACGCUUCCCUGGAAUCCCGAUCCCGUGGAGACGGAGUAUCUGGACGUGGUACCCGAAGAGCCAGCCGUAUACAGGGAAGUUUACGGGGAGUACGCGAGGGAGAUGGGAAGCCUAAUGGAGAGGCUUCUGGGGUUGAUGUCGUUGGGGCUGGGCCUGGAGGAGGGCGCGCUCAAGAGGCGCAUCGGGGCCAAGCCGGAGCUGUACUCGCAGGCCAACUACUACCCGCCCUGUCCGGACCCAGAGCUCACCAUGGGCCUCGGGGCCCAUACUGAUAUUGUAGCCAUUGCGGUGCUGUUGCAGAACCAAGCCCCCAGUGGGCUCCAUAUCAUGAAAGAUGACCACUGGGUCUCCGUCGAUCCUAUUCCCAAUUCACUUGUCGUCAAUUUGGCUGAUCAAGUCCAGGUUUUGAGCAAUGGAAGGUACAAGAGUGUGAUCCACAGGGCUGUGACCAACAGCGUGAUGGAACGAGUAUCCAUGGUAAUGUUCUAUGCACCCAACGACGACACGGUGAUCAAGCCAAUUGAGGAGCUGACCGACGAACACCAUCCUCCCUUGUACACAAGCUUCACUUACAGAGAGUUCAUGCAACGCUUCCACGCCCAGGAAGGAAGAAGAAGAAGAGUCAAGGAAACUUUUGAGCUCCCCCACACCCCAACUCAAUCAACUUCCCCUAAUUAACGUGUUUGAACUUCUUAAUUUCAUUUAAACCAUGAAACCCCAAUUUGAAUUUGAACAAUUCGUUCUCCCGUGCGUUGGGUUUAACUUAAGAUCUCUGUUUUUUAACCCACUUUUUCUCGCGACAUUAGAUCCUUUUUAUGUAUGUAUCCUGUAACCCCAAUAUAUAAUUGAAGCAAGCUUCAGCUGA
Molecule: messenger RNA, 1381 nt
Organism: Momordica charantia (bitter melon)
Lineage: Eukaryota; Viridiplantae; Streptophyta; Magnoliopsida; Cucurbitales; Cucurbitaceae
Product: flavanone 3-dioxygenase 2
Source: RefSeq, a predicted model, not a curated record